Messenger RNA from Dryobates pubescens (Downy woodpecker), 2483 nucleotides. RefSeq names its product GATA zinc finger domain containing 2A (gene GATAD2A). Lineage: Eukaryota; Metazoa; Chordata; Aves; Piciformes; Picidae. The record is from RefSeq and is a predicted model, not a curated record. Gene Ontology annotation, biological process: negative regulation of transcription by RNA polymerase II. Gene Ontology annotation, molecular function: sequence-specific DNA binding. Bases 238 to 2031 code for a protein of 597 amino acids. Gene Ontology annotation, cellular component: NuRD complex. The transcript has 12 exons.
AGGGGAGCCACGGCCGGGAGGAUUAGCUGGGGGAUCCCUUGGCGGCGCGGAAAAGGGGGCGGCGAGGAGCGGGGAGAAACCAACCGGCGACCGGGAAAGCGGCACCGGGAGCAGCCAGAUGCGCGGGGACCGGCCGGGAGCUGCCGCGGCGUGAUCCUUGCUGCAGUCUCUUUCAACCCCUUGGACCUGGCCAGGAUCCCACGUGGAACCCAUGAACUUCCCUGACAGAGCCUCACAAUGACAGAGGAAGCAUGCAGGACACGGAGUCAAAAGAGAGCCUUAGAACGUGAGGUCCCUCACAACGAUGUGGACAGCAAGAAGCUGAAAAUGGAGAAAGGACUUUUAGGCACAGAUUUAAAUGCUGAAGGGGACAUGAAAAUCAAAGCAGAGCCUGGAGCUGGCAAAGUGCAAGGCUUGUUGAAAGGUGGAGAGGUGAAAGCAACCAUCAAGGUGGAGGUGCAGACUGGAGAUGAGCCUGUGGACAUGAGUACCUCAAAAGGUGACCUGAAGCGGGAGAAGCGAGUGCCCUCCCCGGACGUCAUCGUGCUGUCGGACAACGAGCCCUCCAGCCCCAGGAUGAAUGGCUUAACCAAGCUGGCACUGAAAGAGACCAACACAGAGGCACUGAUGAAGAGCAGCCCUGAGGAGCGUGAGAGGAUGAUCAAACAGCUCAAGGAGGAGCUACGGUUAGAGGAAGCAAAAUUGGUCCUGUUGAAGAAGCUGAGGCAGAGCCAAAUCCAGAAGGAGACCACUGCCCAGAAGCCUGCUGGUUCCUCUGGGAGUGCUGUGGCCACCCCUCCGCCCUUGGUGCGGGGACCGCAGAGCGUUCCUGCUGGCAAAGCAACCCUCCAGACCUCCUCUACACGUCUCCCAGGCACUGUUAUCCCUCCUCCCUUGGUCCGGGGAGGGCAGCAGAGUUCUUCCAAGCUAGGAAGCCAGCAGAGCACGCAGAUAGUGAUGCCUCCCCUGGUCAGGGGAGCACAGCAAAUCCACAACAUCAGACAGCACUCCAGCACGGGGCCGCCCCCGCUGCUGCUGGCGCCGCGCGCCUCGGUGCCCAGCGUCCAGAUCCAGGGGCAGAGGAUCAUCCAGCAGGGCCUGAUCCGCGUGGCCAACGUCCCCAACACCAGCCUGCUGGUCAACAUCCCACAGGCUUCCCCCACUUCAAUCAAAGGUACCACAGUGACAUCUGCUCAGGCCAACGCCACCACCACCAGCGCCGCUUCCAUCAACUCCACCGAGUCCCCGGCCAGCCGCCAAGCCGCUGCCAAGCUUGCCUUGAGGAAGCAGCUGGAGAAGACACUCUUGGAGAUCCCUCCUCCCAAGCCUCCUGCACCAGAGAUGAACUUCCUGCCCAGUGCAGCUAAUAAUGAAUUUAUUUACUUAGUUGGGUUGGAAGAAGUUGUGCAGAACUUGCUGGAGACUCAAGGCAAAGUCUCCGUUGCUGUCUCCUCCCGGGAGCCCUACCUGUGCGCUCAGUGCAAGACUGACUUCACCUGCCGCUGGAGGGAGGAGAAGAACGGCACCAUCAUGUGCGAGACCUGCAUGACCUCCAACCAGAAGAAGGCCCUGAAGGCCGAGCACACGAACCGGCUGAAGGCUGCCUUCGUCAAGGCGCUGCAGCAGGAGCAGGAGAUCGAGCAGAGGAUACUGCAGCAGGCUGCGUCCCCUGGGCAGACCAAGGCAGACUCCAUCGUGCAGCACCAUUCCCUCAAACAGAGUUCCAGCCAGAUGUCUCGAGGUCCUGGAGCCCCCCGAGGGGUGCUGCAUGCAUUUAGCCAGUCCCCCAAGUUGCAGAACGCCUCUGCAGCAGGCCUGGGGAGCAGGCCAGGGAAGCAUGGCGAGAGAGCUGUCAGCAAGGGCAGUGCUGCUGCCUGGAAGAAGACUCCCAUCAGCACAGGUGGGGCUUUGCCCUUUGUCAAUCCCAGCCUAGCUGUGCACAAAUCCUCCUCGGCAGUCGACCGCCAGCGCGAGUACCUCCUGGAUAUGAUCCCUCCCCGCUCCAUCCCACAGUCUGCCACGUGGAAAUAAUGCAGAGGAACAGCCCAGAGGAGGAAGACUUUCCUGUUUCUGCCAUCCUUUUUAUACCACAGUACAGUGGAAUCUGCUUUAAUCCCAGCUGGAUAUGCCCCAAGGCUUUCUAGGAUGCAAGAAGCCCCACUCCUGACCCCACCGAGCGCCGCUGCCCCCGCGGGUGGGGGACAGACUCCAGCUCCUUUGGCUGAUGGACUGAUGGUGAAGGCUGCCAGGGAAGAGGAAGAAUCCUCUGGUUUCCUUUUGUUUUGCUGGGCUUUACAUAUUUAGUUUGGAAUUAUUCUUACUGGGUUUUUUGUUGUUGUGGAGGGGUGUGGGGGAGGAGGCAGCCAAAGGAAGAGGACCACCCCCAGAUGACUUCUCUGCCUUUGGCUUCCCGAGGACUUCACCACCACAAGGCUCCACUUGGCUGUGGCCUUUGGAUGGCAGUGGGAGAGGAGAGAAAGAGA